AUGCAGCUCUUGAAAGCUUUAUGGGCAUUAGCAGGAGCAGCUAUUUGCUGUUUUCUUAUAUUUGUCAUCCACUCACAGUUCCUUAAAGAAGGUCAACUGGCUGCAGGUACAUGUGAGAUUGUUACUUUGGACAGAGAUAGCAGUCAGCCCCGAAGGACUAUAGCCCGACAAACAGCUCGCUGUGCAUGUAAAAAAGGACAGAUUGCCGGUACAACAAGAGCAAGGCCAGCCUGCGUGGAUGCACGAAUUAUCAAAACAAAACAGUGGUGUGAAAUGCUUCCAUGUUUAGAAGGAGAAGGCUGUGAUUUGCUAAUCAAUAAAUCAGGCUGGACCUGUACACAACCGGGUGGGCGAAUAAAGACAACCACGGUAAGCUACUUCCCUUUUGUUCCUCCUUAUCUGUAA
Molecule: messenger RNA, 405 nt
Organism: Emys orbicularis (European pond turtle)
Lineage: Eukaryota; Metazoa; Chordata; Testudines; Emydidae
Gene: TAFA5
Product: TAFA chemokine like family member 5
Exons: 3
Coding region: 1-405 (134 amino acids)
Biological process (GO): G protein-coupled receptor signaling pathway
Molecular function (GO): G protein-coupled receptor binding; receptor ligand activity
Source: RefSeq, a predicted model, not a curated record